Molecule: messenger RNA, 726 nt
Organism: Mustela lutreola (European mink)
Lineage: Eukaryota; Metazoa; Chordata; Mammalia; Carnivora; Mustelidae
Gene: NDUFB10
Product: NADH:ubiquinone oxidoreductase subunit B10
Exons: 4
Coding region: 135-665 (176 amino acids)
Source: RefSeq, a predicted model, not a curated record
CCACCCCCGCCCCACUCCCCGCGCCGGCGCAGCCGCGCUAGGGUGUCCUCUGCGGCGGGCGCACUAGGCCGUGGGAUCCAGGCGGAGGCCGGGGCUCUGCGUCCGACAGUGGGUCCCUCCCGCGCGCCGCCGCCAUGCCGGACAGCUGGGACAAGGACGUGUACCCCGAGCCCCCGCGCCGCACGCCGGCGCCCUCGCCUCAGACCUCGCUGCCCAACCCCAUAACCUAUUUGACGAAGGCCUUCGACCUCCUCGUGGACCGGCCCGUGACCCUAGUUAGAGAAUUUAUAGAGCAGCAGCACGCGAAGAACAGGUAUUACUACUACCACCGCGAGUUCCGCCGUGUGCCAGACAUCACCGAGUGCCAGGAGAAGGAUAUCUUGUGCAUGUUUGAAGCAGAAAUGCAGUGGAGAAGAGACUAUAAAGUCGAUCAAGAAAUUGUCAACAUUAUCCAGGAAAGGCUGAAGGCCUGUCAGCAGCGGGAAGGUGAGAGCUACAGGCAGAACUGUGCCAAGGAGCUGGAGCAGUUCACCCAGGUGGCCAAGGCUUAUCAGGACCGCUAUCACGACCUGGGAGCCCAUUAUUCUGCCAGGAAGUGCCUGGCAAAGCAGAAGCAGCGGAUGCUGGCUGAGAGAAAGGCGGCUAAAGAGGCUGCUGCUGCCUAAAGCAGCUCCUUGAGCACCUUCCUGAAACGAUACUACUAAAAUAAAUAGUUUAAGAAAGCUG